CAGCGGCACACUUAAAACUGGUAUGUACGACUAAGUUUUAAGUUCGUCAAUUCAUACGUUUUCCUUUCGUUUAUCUCCACUGUUGAAGAUUCAUGACUUCACAAGUAGGGAGAUAUGAUGUUUUACAAUGGAUCCAAGAUAUUGCUAAAAAGCGUCUGACUGUUGCAAAUACUGUUUCGGAAUUCAAAUAUGCAAAGUGUCGCGUACGUCAGUUAAAAGGACCUAAUCAUUUUCCUUCACUGGAUGAAAAUUUUGAAGAGAAAACUCAUGAAACAAUUCUAAAGUCUGACAAUAAAAUGGGAGUUCUUUAUUGGAUGAUACGUGACCAAAGAGUACAAGAUAAUUGGGCUUUCUUGUUUGCUCAACGUUUAGCAUUGAAAUUUAAAGUCCCACUACACGUUUGUUUCUGUUUGGUUCCGAAAUUUCAAGCCGAAACGUUACGACAUUAUACCUUUAUGGUUGAAGGAUUGAAAGAAGUAGAGAAAGAAUGUCGUGAACUUUGCAUACCAUUUCAUAUUACAUCAGUUGCCAAUAACAGCUCACCGACCAAUCAGUCAGUCAAAACGGGCAUCAAGCGUAAAUUACCGGAAUCAGUAAAUAAUUGUUGUUAUGCUGAUACAGUCGCUCAGUCCGUUUUAAGUUUGAUACAAAAUGUUAAUAUCAGCUGUAUCGUAACAGAUUUUUUUCCUUUGCGUGAACCUACAGCUUGGAUAAAACAGUUGGCUGAACUGCUUCCAGAAAAUAUUCCGUUUUGUCAGGUUGAUGCACAUAAUGUUGUUCCUGUUUGGCAUGCAUCAGAUCACUUAGAAUAUGCGGCUCGUACAAUUAGACCUAAAUUACAUCAAAAAGCAAAUAACUUAAUGACCGAGUUUCCACCAUUGACUAAACAUCCCUAUUGUCAUCAAUCAAGCUUAUCACCAAUAGAUUGGAAUUAUUGGACAUCAAAAUUUUCGGUCGAUUCAUCAGUUAAACCAAUUGAUUGGGCAAUCCCAGGAACUAGUGGAGGUCUUACAACGUUACACACGUUUAUCUAUGAAAAACUGUCUAAAUACGCUGAUUGCCGUAACGACCCCACGAAAAAUUGUUUGAGCGACUUGUCACCAUGGUUUCAUUAUGGUCAAAUUGCACCACAACGAGCGAUCAUGGAGGUAAAACUUUGGCGCCAUAAGUACAAGGAUUCCGUAGAUGCCUUCGUGGAGGAAGCCUUUAUUCGAAGGGAACUCUCGGAUAAUUUCUGUUAUUACAACCCGAAAUAUGAUUCAAUUGAAGGAGCGUGGAAGUGGGCUCAAGACACUCUCGCGCAACAUGCUCAUGACAAGCGCAACCCUUCAUAUAGCGAAGAAAUCAUGAUUGCAGCUGAAACUAAAGACGAUCUAUGGAAUGCAGCACAGCGUCAGCUAGUACGGUCAGGCAAACUUCAUGGGUUUCUACGUAUGUACUGGGCUAAGAAAAUAUUGGAGUGGCAUGGAUCCGGUCCGUCGGCCGCUCUCAAGUUGGCACUUUAUCUCAACGACCGUUAUGCACUGGACGGUUCCGACCCGAAUGGGUUUGUUGGUGUUAUGUGGUCCAUAUGCGGUGUGCAUGAUCAAGGUUGGGCGGAAAGGCCCGUUUUUGGAAAAAUCAGAUGCAUGACCUAUAAAGGAUGUUUAGGAAAGUUCUCAGUACCUACGUUUGUAGCGCGAUACCCCAAUUUUUUAUUCAAUACAAGCUUUUUCCAAAUACCAAAAAGCGGUCCAACUCAUCUUAAUUCACUGGGAAAAUCACACCUUGACAAAAAUAAAUGCAGGUUUUGGAAAGAACAGCGGCAAUUCACAAAUGAUAUCUAUGGAGAAUAACCGCUAUUAUGCCCACAUGGAUGCACAUACUGAAUUGGUAAUCAAAACUAAAUUUGGGAAGGGACAACAACUGCACCUAUUUGGUGGAGUGAAUUCCAAAG
This is a messenger RNA of Schistosoma haematobium, 1936 nucleotides long. RefSeq lists its product as uncharacterized. The record is from RefSeq and is a predicted model, not a curated record. Gene Ontology annotation, biological process: photoreactive repair. The coding region runs from base 93 to 1835 and encodes 580 amino acids. NCBI's taxonomy places the organism in Eukaryota, Metazoa, Platyhelminthes, Trematoda, Strigeidida, Schistosomatidae. The transcript is spliced from 10 exons. Gene Ontology annotation, molecular function: deoxyribodipyrimidine photo-lyase activity.